UCGUCAGUUUGACGCCGCGUGCGAGCGCAUACAGGUCUGUCGCGAUCGCCGACUCGCGCGCGCGAAAGGGAGCAGAAUUGGGGAAACUGAGAGAGAAAGUUCGUUGUUCUUCCAGGGAAUCAUCGUAAAAUGAUCGCCCGCAGAGCAUAUGCAAGCACGCGUUAUGUAAACGAUUAUGAUUGUUCGCCAAACAAGUGAACAUAUAAGCAAGGAAACAGUUGACUAAUGGAACGAAUAAAUACAUGUAUACUCUAUAACAAUUAGGCGUACAACAAUGUUUGGAACGUCAACACUAUCAUUAAUCGCUAGUGGAUCAAAACGGCGACAGGUGCCUGUAGACGAUUUUGCCGCGUGCGAAUUUUCCGUUAAAAUACCGUCAAUACGUCGCGAACGCCUGCACUUUUCACCACGACAGAUUUACCGUGCAGGAACAUACGAUAUGUGAGUGUGUCAUGAUCUAUGAUGAUGUGCGUGAAUCACAAAAUCGGGAUUGAAAAGGACAAAUCAGGACGGUAUCAGGUCGGUGAAAAUUAAUUACAAUUUGCACUCGUGUAAAAUUACUCACGAAGAAACGGAAUCAUAUCAGAAAUAUCAGAAUCAAUGGAGAACUUUUUAUCGCUCUGAAUCGCGAACGGUAGCGAUUGCGCGAUAAUUAUACGCGAUGAAAUUGUCGAUCAAUCAUAACGAUAUGGCCGCAACCCCGGAGAUCGGUUUGAUAAAUUAAAUCAAUGUAACGUUCUCGAGAGAUCGAGUAUAAGGCUUUCGAGUUUCGGCUUCGAACGUUUUUCAUAUUCGCCGAUCGAUCCAAUAAUGCAUUAACUCUGGGAUUGGCCCUCCGCAAAACUUUGAUCUACAUGAGCUGCGCAAAAAUCGACUGAGGCGUAUCUGCGUGGAAAUCGGAUUACCGUUCAGAGAGAACGGGGAAGUGGGAGACUUCUCGAUUAGUAACCCGCGCAAAAACACUUUACGCACGGUCUAAUCUCAAGAGCAACGAGAACGGAUCACCGACAGAUCGAUUUACCGUGGGAUAUCCGCCGUCGAAGUUGGUGGUCGUGAGUUUCGAUGGUAAGAAAAGCAAACAUUGAAAUAGUGCUAGUUUCAGGCGGAGGAUAAGUUGAUUGUGGAGAUACCACUCAGGAGCAAUUAAGUAUCGAGUCUAUUAAGAGAAUAUCAUUCAUUAAGAACUAUAAUGUCUGGAGAGACGUAAGAUUGCGCAGAGAUUCUGAAGACGCUGCUCAACACCGGGAUCUGUUAAAUACUGUAAGGAAGAAGUAAAAUUGCGAAGAUGUUAGAGAGCUAUUCUCAUUGGCAAUAGAAUUUAAAUCGAGGACCAGAAAUUCAGGAGGAACGUAAGAAUCAUUAAAAUUAAGUACUUACCUUCAAUGAGAUCUUAUAAAAUAUCGCAUUAUUAAUAUAUCGUAAUUAAAAGUAAAAGUAUUGUAAAUACGACUUGCGAGAAAUUGAUAUCCAAGUUGUAAUGUUUGAAAUUACGUUAAUCUCGAGAGAAAUGAUAAUAUAAUCAUAUAUGCUGUCGAGGAGAGAUGGAUGACGGUCAUUUUAUGGAGACGUUGAAAUUAAUUCCGGCGAAGAGGAGAGAGUGUUAAAUUGAUUCUCAAGAAAUAUGUAAUGCUCACUAAUGUAUCAAGCAUGUCAUGUUAUCGUAAGCAGCUGUUGCAAGCCGCUGCUAUAUGCGAAUGAUAAUCACGUCGUGGAGAUGUCGGGAUUGAGAUCGAUUAGGCUCGAGGAAACGUGCCAUCGCGGGUGGAUGUAACAAGCGGACGGUUUGUCGCGAACGGGAAGAUGAGCGGCUGAAGAUGAGUGCGUCAGGCAUCUGGUGCGCGCUCAUCUUGCUCACGUUCACGCAAGAUUCCCUCGCCAGCCACCACGAGAAGGUCCCUGAAAUCGAAAAGUCGAAGGAGUACCUGCGGCAUCAAUUGAACCACCGCUCGACGGCCUUUGUCGACCGCAAGCUCGUCGACUCGACGGAAUUUCGUGCCGUUGAGACCCGCUCGAUGAUUAUUCAUCCGAACGCGGAAAUCGCACGUUCAGACGCGGAAGCGGCGGAGAUGCUGAAUCAUCCUUCGGAAUAUCAUCGCGCGGAAAUCCGUCCCAUAAUCGCGCGAGAUCGCCCUAUAAACCACUUCCGGCCGACGGAGAUCCAUUUCGCGUACGAAAAUCGUUUACGUGCGGAAGAAUAUCCUACGGAAAUACGCUCGACUUUGGAGAAUCUCGACGGAAUUGUGGAAACGCGCCCGACGGAGAGCCGUCGCGCUGUAGCGAUACGUUCGGCAAAGAUUCUUUCGUCGACGUCAGCACGUCACUCCGCGGAAAUCGCCCUCGACGCCGGGAAAGUUCGUGCCUCCUCAGCUGAACUUGCCGCGGAAGUUGCCGAAGAGCGAGCCACAAGAAUCCGCUCUGCGGAAACGCGAUCGCAAACGAGGGAGCGUCAUUCCUUGGAGGAAGUUUCGCCGACAGAGAUCCGACCGGUGGAGAUUCUCUGGACGGAGAUCGAGCAGACGGAUAUGUCGAGCAUCGAAAGAUCGCAGAUCCGUCACGGAAGAUCCAGAAGCCAUUUCGCGCGGCAGAAGAUAGAGGAAUCUACGAGGGAUAGUUCGAAGGAUGCGGCAAAUAGGAUCAGAACCGACAUUCGCGAGGAUCAUGAGAAUCACUUCAAGACGCGUCAAGUGGAAAAAGUGAGUGAUUUUCUGGAAGGAUCCGUUUCACCGAAACGUAAUCAUUCUUGGCUUCUUGAACAAAAUUUCUCAAAGGAUAACUCGGUCAACAGCCAAUCUCUCGAUCGAAUUGAGAAUAAUGUUUCAGAAGGACUGGAAAGUUUACUCAAGUUGUAUCACGGAAAGAAAGGAAAUGUUGCUGAAGAAAAUUCCGCUAUUCCUCUCACGCGUAAUCUUUCCUGGAUAAUUGAACAGAAUAUUUCCAAAGAUAAUACGAACAUCCGGUCUUCGGAUCAGAUCAACGAUGAGACUGCGAAAGAUCUCCAAGAUACACUCAAAGUGCAUUAUUCGGAGAGCCACGGUAUUUUGCGAUCGAAUCCCGAUUCCCUCAAGAGCUCUUACAAGGACGACGCCCUUAGUAAAUUGAGGAAGGCAAUAUCCUUAAAUAGGACCGUUGUGCCAGCAGCUGCGAUAGACCAUAACACGACGGAGACACUCGGUAUCGAUGCGCUCGAAGAUACCAGCGAAACCACCCGUGACCUCGAGGAAGAGAUUUCGCAAGAUGUGGUGUUGGAUUACACAAGUUACGAGGAACCGAUGAACACUUCAUCGCCCGAGUUGAUUCGCAAGAGACCCCAAGUCGACAUCGUGACGCGUUUCUUGCGAAUUAUCGAGAACCAGCAUACUCUGGGUGAGAAUUGCACUGCAGGCACUGAUUUAAACCUCGGCGAAGGCGUGGUGGACCAAUAUGCGCAGGAGAGGUUUAGGCUAGAGGCAGAAUUCGCUGUCAAUCGUGCCAACAUGCUCACCCGGCUCUGGAAGUACGCACCGGAAGUGAUGCUGUCCUCAGAGUAUCUAUUGCACGCGAGCGUUCUCUCCAUGGUCGAGUUUGACGAAGAUAUCUUCGCCGCCGGCAAUUGUUACGAUAAAUUACAGUAUCGGGAUCGGUGGUUAUACUGUCCGUUCGCUCACCGACUGCCCAAUCAGGAUGGCGUCCUCGUGAAGGAUCUCGCAAUCCAGUACAAGUACUUGAGCAAUAGCAGCGAGUGGUUCUACAUCGCAAGAAAGAAUGCUGAGAGGGUAAUUGCCAGUUACGAGCAAUUCAGUCGAGGAUUCCACACUUAUACGCUGAACGAAAGCGCGCACACGGAAAGGGAGGAGGACGAAAUCUUGACAGUGAAAUACGAGGAUGGCAGAUGGUCGAAACCGUAUUACGACUGCGGGGGUGGCAAUAUCUGGAUGCUGACCUACACCGUACCCUUCUUCGGAUACAUCAACGAUACUUACUUCUUCAAGGGUACCAGCGGUAUCGACAUAGACCUCCGCCGAGUAGACAUAGAUCAGUGCCCGUUGCCGGCUGGAUCCGCACAGCUGAACAUAUUCGCCGCCAGCGACAAGUGCAAAAAGCGCACCACUGAGUGCAUCGCUAUUCCCGGGCUUGGCUUCCGCCGCGGUAGUUAUCGAUGCGUUUGCAAACGAGGCUUCUACUACCCGGACACGAAAUCGGACAAGAGGUACUACAAUGGCACGGUCAUUGAGGAAGAGUACGAGAGAUUGAUGAUGGGUGAAAAGAGCCAAUAUGCCGAGGGCGGAGUAUUCGAAUGCCUGCCAUGUGCCGAAGGGUGCGAGUCCUGCGAGGAUGGCUCGCCCUGCGUUGUAUCCCUGAACUGGCUGAUGCGAACGGCGAUACUUAUCCUGGAGUGCUGCAUCAUCGCUUGCCUGCCAGCCGUCGCUCUUUUCACAUGGAAAUACGGGCAUGUGAAGGUGGUGCGAGCGGCCAGCCCGGUUUUGUUGCGCGUGAUUGUUCUGGGGGCCUUCUUCAUAUACUGCACGACUAUAGUUAUGUAUCCCAGGCCAAACAUCAUCACGUGCACCGUGCGCGUAUGGUUACGAGAAAUUGGCUUUUCUCUCACAUACGGGGCACUCAUGCUCAAAACGUGGCGAAUAUCCGUGAUCUUCCGGGUGAAAUCGGCAAAGGCCGUAAAAAUAACAGACGCGAGCCUGCUGAAACGGCUCGGUAUCAUCGUCCUGACGUUCAGCGUGUUCCUAAGCAUAAGGACAUUGGUCGCACCGCCCGUCGUGAUCGUCGCACGAACUGCCGACGAUCUCAAAGCGUAUCUCUGCCGAACUGACUGGUGGGACCACAGUUUUACCACUCUCGAGGUGAUGUUCCUCGUGUGGGGCAUCCGGUUGUGCAUCGUAGUAAGAAAGACUCCGUCGGAGUUUAAUGAGAGUCGAUUCAUUUCAAUGGCGAUUUACAACGAAUUUCUACUAUCAGUCUUCCUCAACGUUUCAAUGUUGUUCCUGCAAUCACCGGCCAAUCCGGAUUUAUUGUACAUCAUAUUUUUCUGCCAUACCCAGCUUACCGUCACAUUGCUGCUUUGCCUGAUAUUCGGCAGUAAAGCUUACGUGGUAUUCCGCGAUGGAGGGAAGGAGGAGACGAUUGGUAAACUUUGUGGCGCGACCGGCAAGUUCUUGGGGAAAAGCAGUCGUCCGCAGGGUACUAGUAACCAGACCAACUCGAUAUCGCUUCAGCAGGGUAAUUUCGCCGAAGAAAGCGACUCUGUCACGGAGGAAUUCCGCCGUUUGCUCAAUCAGUUAGAGAUCCUGAAGGAGAAGAACAUAUUAUUAGGAAAUCAGGAGCUGUCCAGGAAGCUGGCAGCCAUGCUGGACGCUUCGAAUCGAGUCGAGGCUCAAGUAUCCACUAUUCAAGCUAUUUCGACUAGCAUCGUUCAGUUGAAUGAUCUCAAUAAAUCGACGAAAGAAACUAAUCUCGGACAAGCUUGUCAGGAGCAGACUCAAACAGGAAACGGUUCUCGGAGCGAAAAUCGAUGUCGCGCAUGUAUUGAGAAAAAUGGGCUUGGAGGAAAGGAUGUGCGCGAUAUGUCGAAGGAUAAUGAAACGCCAGAGUCGAGGAAAAUCGGAAAAGACAUCGCCGUGUCAACAUCCUCGAAACACCCUAUUGAGGACGUCGACAGGGAAAUGUGUCACGGAAAAGAAGGCAAAGAAUCUGAUUCGAAGGACAAAUCCAGGAGUAAAUCCGGUCACGCUAGGACACACGCCAUAGUUAUCAACCUCGACGAUAAGAGCAGAUUUUCCGAGGAAGUUACCGUCUAACGUUAUCUUUAAGUAAAAAAUAAACGGUUAAUGUAAAUGCAAUUUUCCGAUAUUUCUGUAAUUAACGAUUUUAUCGUGAAUGAAACAUUAUUGACCGUUUUUGUUGAAAAUUACGAUUGUUAAUCACAGAUUUUUAAAAAGGUUGACAUUUUCCGAUGAAUUAAUUAGCACGGAAUUCCAUCAGAUACAAUUAUUUAAAAAAAAUUUAUCCGUUAUUAAUAAUGUAAUAAUUGAUUCUAUGAAG
Molecule: messenger RNA, 6033 nt
Organism: Acromyrmex echinatior (Panamanian leafcutter ant)
Lineage: Eukaryota; Metazoa; Arthropoda; Insecta; Hymenoptera; Formicidae
Biological process (GO): G protein-coupled receptor signaling pathway
Cellular component (GO): membrane
Molecular function (GO): G protein-coupled receptor activity
Source: RefSeq, a predicted model, not a curated record